AAUUCUCCCCCCAUGGCUACAAUAACUGACCAGGGUUGCAGCUGUGCUUCCUGGAUUGCCCGGCUGGCUUGCGCACGGCUCGCCCGGUCUCCCCUUUGCCCUUUUCCUUCUCCUACUUCAACGCGUGAGACCGGAGUCUCGAUCAUACGAACGGGUUCAAGGGCAAGCAGAUGGCCUCUUCUGAAGCACAACGCAGGUGCCUCGACGCCUUCGUCGUCGCGUUAAGCCAGUGCUACGAGGGCGGGGAGAAGCGCUGGUAUACGUCUACUCUGCAGCUGCAGCUGGCGUCCUUGGAGUUCUGCGGAGCAUGUAGAAGCAUCCCGAUGCUACAUGUCUUUGUGGAUGCCGAAACACCUCCCACUCUGUGGUCUCUUGGCCAAGCCAACCCGACUGCUGGCACCUCUACCCGCGUGCCGGCCGUGCGGGCUGUUGGCUUGACGUGGGCACGUCCGACGGAGUCUCCGCUGGGGAGUGCUUCAAGCGAGCUCUGGACAAGGCUAGAAUCUCUGCAGCUACAGGUCUCUCUUCGCACAGCUAAUCUUGACUCGGUGGUUUGGCCUCAAGGGCUCCAAAGGCUGGUUAUGGACUGUCCGUUUUGUAUGAUCCCACCGGAGAUGAUGUCGUGGCCGUCCUCUUUGAAGAGCCUGACGUUUGCGGGCAUUUUCGACCAACCCAUCAACGAGAUUGUGUGGCCGGCCUCCAUACAGAAACUAUUUCUUGGUUUUCGCUUCAACCAACCCAUCAGCGAAGUCGUGUGGCCGGCCUCUCUCCAGCAGCUAUCUUUCGGGUACUGGUUCGACAGGCCCCUUGUUGGAAUGAUGUGGCCAGCGUCCCUGCGUAGCCUGUCGUUCGGGUUUCAGUUCAACCAUCCCGUCGUCGACGUUGUGUGGCCUGCCUCCCUGCAGCAUCUGUUUUUUGGUGUGUCCUUCAACCAAGAGGUAAGGCAAUUUCAUCGCCGUGAGUAAAGACGCCUCACAAAACAAGUAGUGCUGGGCAGAAAUGACGCGAGACAAACUCAGUUUUGUUGGAGUAGAUCGUAACAAUGUUUUGUUUUUGGGGUCUAUUUUUCCAGAGUAUUGUGUGCAGUGCGAUGGCAAUAAUAUAGGAAGUAUCAAGUUUGUAAGUUUUUGUAGUAGUCGCCCGUCCACACUCGCGAUACAUGGGUGCAAGGACGGUAGAUAAUCAUUCUCUCAAAUAAUGAUGCUUACGAUGAGUAAUAGGUAUAUGCAUUGGUCGAAAUUCAAAUUCGCCCCCCCCAAAUCGGAGCCGACGAUAUAGCAUAGCUAGGUGGGUGGGUUGACGUGACGUUCCGCUCGUUCACUUUCACUUGAACAACAUGGCGUGACGGAGUCCGGGAGGCAUGUCAUACUAUGUAGACUAAACCACCACGCCACGCUGUGUUGUAGCGGUUCCCGACACUUUCUUUGUUUCUGAUUGCCGUAGGACGCUCCCUGCUGAUAGUUAUGAUGGAACACCGCGAUUUCUGCACCACUAC
Molecule: messenger RNA, 1495 nt
Organism: Ectocarpus siliculosus
Lineage: Eukaryota; Phaeophyceae; Ectocarpales; Ectocarpaceae
Source: the annotation of a GenBank genome assembly